CAAAUCUCUAUUUGCUACUCGUUCCAGAAUCCCGCGCGUCCCCGUUGUAUCAGACUCGCGUUCGAUGUUUCCCGUCGGAAAAUUGUUGAUUUUUAUAAGUACGUGUCCGAGUGUUUAUAUCGCGUUAUCGUAAAUGGAAACCCGCAGGAAAAACUGCAAAUUUGUGUCGGUAGGAUUCCGUUUAUUCCCGUUCUUUUUUAUAACCCGCGUUUACCAGUGCUAAAGACCAUAAUAUUGUGCCCGUAUAAAGGGGGGACGUGUUAAAAUGUCAUAUUUCGGUUUCACGAACUACGUCAGCCCUCCAAAGAGCCCGGUAGAGGGUAGGAAAUCGCCAAUAAGGUCGCCCAUCAUCCCGUUCAAGACGAGCCCCAGCCAAUUGAACGAGGUCUCGACAUGUCCAGACUUCACGUUUUCAAAUUCUCUGAUGAGAUCCCCGGAUGGGCCCAUGAGGGGCAGGUCGGUGAAGGAGUUCGAAGAACAGCUGGCGGCCCUGAAAAAGGAGAACUUCAAUUUGAAAAUCCGUAUCUAUUUUUUGGAGGAACGCAUGGGCGCCAACUUCAACCUGGACAAGGAGAAUAUACUCAAGAAGAAUGUUGAAUUGAUGGUCGAGAUCGAAAGUCUGAAGAAAGAGCUGCAAGAGAAACAUGACCUCCUCUGUCAGGCGGUCAAAGCGAUGGACUUGGAAGAGGACGAGUUCAAGAAGAACGCUCAUGCCAAAAACGAAGAGAUCAUGGCCCUCAAGCAAGAAGUCGAAGAGCUCAAGCAGCAAGUCCAAGAUGGAAAGUACGAGAACGACAACGAUUCUUCGCAUAAAAGUUACCACUCCGAACCUCUAUUCUUUUCGUCCAAAAUUGGUUCGAUGUCCGAUUCUAGCAGCAAGGUGAGGAUGCUGCAGGAGAGGAUAGCUAUAUUGGAAAAUGAGCUGGUGCAGGAAAAAGAAAACAGCGCAUCGCUACAGAUGAUAGUAGACCAAGCAGAUUUAAUAAACACCAAGUACGAGGUAUUGCAAGAAGAAUCGACAAAGAAAGACGAGACCAUAAACGGACUGAGGAAGGAAUUGAGCGCCGCUACAGAUUCCCUCGGCAAGCUAUCCGCGCAACUGAAAGAACUGGAAAAAUCCAGGGACGACUUCAGGAUGGAAACCCAGAAACUGUCCAGACUCCUGUUGGAGAAAUCCAAGGCGGCCGAGGAAUCGGAAGAACACAUCGCGGAAAUGAAGAGGAAAUACGCAGGCCUCAAGGUCGAAUACGAGAGGGAGAGGCAGAAAUACGAUAGGACGAAGUUCGUGAGCGACAUGAGGGUUACGGAGCUGGAGGAGGACCUGGAGAAGCAGAGGACGCGCGUGCAGGACCUCCAAAAGAAACUGGCCGCGACCGGUCAGGAACUGAAAGAGAACCAAAACCUCCUGGUGCCGAAAAGCCGAAACGGCAGGUCGAUAGCGACAAAUACUGACUGUGAUAAUGUUUCAGUUCCGAACACAGCAACAUCUCCAGGAGUACCGCAAGAGAAUGCACUACGCAAUGCACUAGAUUCCAGGUCGCCUUCAAAAUCACCAGUUGCAACCAAAACAUUCGACUUCGACCUCAUCUACAAGAUAUUGACACCACUCACAUUCAAGACCAAACCACAGUUACUUAAGCAGUUAGAAGAGCUGAAGAACACGCUAUCCGCGUCCGAACAGAAGAUCGUUCGGCUGAAGGCCCAAGAACUCAAGGCCUGCGCCCUCCUGAAGAACCUGAUGCAAUAUCAUAAAACGGCCGAGGAACAGAAUCAAAUACACAAGGAGAGGAUAAUGAAGCUCGAGAAGGAACUUGAAGGGGUCGUUUCCAAGCCGGAAGGAGCUCAGUCCAACAUCAGAACACAAGAGAAAGUGGAUUGUUCCAAGGAAGAAAAAGAGUACCAGGCAUUGAUCCAAGAGUUGGAGAACAAAUUACAGAUACUGGAGUUGACUUUGAAGGAGAAAGAUAUCCACAUCCAAUAUAUCGAAGCUCGCAAUCUGGAAUUACAGAAUAACAUACAGGCCAAAGAGAAAGAUCUGAUUGAUUUGGAGAGCAGUAUGUCAUCACAAACGCCGGGAACUGAGAAGUCGAAGGAAAUAUCGGAAAAUACUUAUUCAAAAUUAUUCGAAGAGAAGAACAAAGAAAUCGAGAAGUUGAAUGAAGAACUUAGAAAGAGGACUCAUGAUUUACAGUCUGUGGUCAACCAGGAAUUAUGGCAAAAAAAUAGGGAAAUUGAGAAAUUACAAACGAAAUUUACCCAGCUGUUGGAGAACAAGGAGAAGGAAAUGAUUGAGCUCAAGGAAAGUUUUUCGACCUUGUCAACCAACUUGAACGAGUUGAGGAAUGAGAACGAAGAGAAACAUAUCGAAAAUACAAACUUGAAAAUUGACAUAUCUGAUUUGAAACUCCAAUUGCAGUUAUUGAGGGAGAAGAUUGGGGAAAUAGGAUUAAUUUCGGACGAUAGACUGGAAGUUGAGAUUAUAAUCUCCAGUUUGGAUGAAAUGAAGAACAUUCAGAAGCAACUCGAAGAGGUGAAGCUUGAGAAGGAAACUCUAACACAGAGAAUCAACGAAUUGGAAGGUACCGUUCAGAUAUAUGAAGGAUCUACUCAUCUACUACCACGAGAAGCUGAAAUUGAAAAAUUGAGGAAAAAUCUGAAAACAAGUGAAGAUUUGAGGAUGCAAACCACCGAAGUUUGUCAUAUUUUGAGGACGCAGCUGGAAGAAUUGGCGGUAUUCUUGGACUCGCUGAUGAAGCAAAAAUCUGUACUAGGAUUUUUAGGAUCUUCCCAGAAUAGAAAACUGAGAGAGGCUGUGGAGCAUAGCCUGGAUCUGUCGAAAUCGUUGAACAUCAGUUUGUCCAUGAAUCCAGAACAGAGUCUGAUGCAGCUCUCCAACAUAACCGCCCUGUUGAAUUGUUCCGAUAUAUCCAACAGAACCGAUAGCAAUCGCUAUUCCUUCAGUAUAAUGCCGGACCAAGCUACCCUCACCUAUCAAAGUCAUUUAUUCAGGGUCGAAGACGACAAUCAAGACCAACAAAAAUCUUUCACUGUGAAAAGCCUGGAAGAUCAAAUCCAGAUGCUUCAACGCGAACUGAACAUGAAGAACAUAGAGUUGAACCGUUACAGACGCGAAUCCAGAAACGGCAAGGAGUUGAGGCUGUCUCACAGUAAGCCAAGAAUAUCGCCGAGCAAGCUGAAAAAUUCCAUAACGCUCAGGAGCGAGCAACACGAUUCGGAAUCUGAGGCAUGGUCGGAACCAGAUGUUAACGUUUCAAAGGCAAGAAUUGGGUUGUUCAAGGAAGAUAAGAUUGCUGGAAUUCAUGAAAUCCAUUCCAGUGAUUCCACGGACGAGAGUCUGACUCAGUUGGACUAUAAACGUGCAGACAUUUUAAACGAGUGUCAGGUCACUAUAACUAAAUUGAGUAAACAAGUUCAGGAUCUGCAGGCCAAACUUCAGGAGAAAGAAAGUAAUUAUAUCGAGCUGCAGGAGGCAAACGAUGCGACCAACACGCUCAAAGAAGAAAAUGAAUUCCUUCAGGUCAAAGCGGGAGAACUGGAAAACGAGCUCAAAACGGCCAAAUCUGAAUUGGAACGUGUAAACGAAAGGAAGCUUGAAAUCGAGGAAAAACUAGAUUCUCUCACACUUCAAAUCCAUCAGUUAGAAAAGUCCGAAAAAGAACUGGUAGAUUCCCAUAACGUCAAAAAUAAGGAGCUUUGCGACAAGAUAAAUAAGAUGGAAGUUGAGAGGGACCAGUUGGUGAACAUGGCGACCGAAUAUGCCAAUAUGACUGAAACGUCCAGACAAGAAAUCAUCCAACUGGAGAACAAAUUGACGAAACUCUCAAUAGAGAAGGAAAAUUUGGAAGUCAACCUGAAGAAAGAAUACGAUGAUAAUUUGAUGAGAGAAGUUAAAAAUGUGGAAAAACACUUGACCGACAAGAUUCGGGAAACCGAGUUAAAGGCCGUCGAACAAAUUAAUGAGAUGACUAAAAAGAUUUCAGAAUUAACUGAAAAUUACACAACGAAUUACGUGAGGAAGUCGGAAAUCGUGGAGAAAAUCAACGAAAUUGAAGCCUUGAAUUUGGAAUUGAACGUAUUGAGGGAAGCAUUGGAAGACUCUAAAAAAUCGGCGAAGCUUAGUGAACUGGUCGAAAAAAGUAUGAAAGAAGAGAUUAAUGGUUUGCAGGCGAAAGUCAAUCGGGUUGAAGCUCAAUUUGCUGAAGCUGUUAAAGAAAAAGAUAGAUUGAAAAAAGAGUUGGUAGAUGAGUGUAGAAAGAGGGCAGAACUCGAAAGAAAGUACGCUGAGAUAGAAAAAGAAAUGUUGUCGUUGAGAGACUCUUAUGACAAAGAUGUAACUAUGUUGCACGGCUACAGGUCGAAGCUAGAGCUGAAAGUGAGCGAAUUAGAGUUCAGCAAUGCAGAUCUACACAACAGAUUGGCGAAACUUCAGUCAGAAUUGAACGAGCAAUGUCGUUCUGUCUCACCGCCAGUUGUUGACGUCAACAGAUCAGUACCGAUCAAUCAAGUUCCUCCCUACAGUCGACAAAUUUCGAACAAUUCUCAGAGUUACGUUUCUGAGGAUGAGGUUAAGGCCAGGGGCGUUUUCUCCAUUGUUGUUCCUCAGAAAUCCUUCGAUUCAGAGAGAAUAGAAUCGAAUGCUUCCCCGGAUUUGGGAAUCGAGAGCGAUCAGGGGAGGUUUUCGAGCCUUGAGGUGGUACAAGGUCAAGUUUCAAGGCCAUUACAGCAAACCCUCGAGAUAGCAGAAUCCAUGAACAAUUUAUUGGAUGGAGAUAAUAAUUCCUUACAAGGGUCAACAUGUGAUAACAAAUCCUGCCAUCAGAAAUCGUUAGAAUUGUUCCAGGAGAACAACAAUUUGAAGAAAAAAUUAUUGAAGACACGGAAGGCCCUUGAGGAUACAGUGACACAGCUUACGCUAGCUAACCAACGUAAAAAAUUGGUUGAAAAAAAUAUUUGCCGACAAAUACAUAAGACAAGUCAAGUUUUACGCGAAGCUAAAGCCAAUCUUGACUCGGGUUCUGAGACUGACUUUCAUAAAAAAUAAAUAUGUGUAUUUUUGUUUGAUACUGUUGUUUUUAGGUCAUAUUUUUGGAAUGUGAUAUUUCCUAAUUUUAAUCGCCUACUUAAAUUUUAGUAUAGUUUAACUCAUUCUGAUAGAUUUAUGAUAGGAGAUGGAAGGUAUUAUUUUCGGAACUAUUGUGAUACAGAAUGAAGAUAAUGUACAUUUUUCAGAGUAUGUAUAUAAAGAAAGUUGAAAUAGAUUUUUUUGAUUUUUUUA
Messenger RNA from Coccinella septempunctata (seven-spotted ladybird), 5296 nucleotides. Its product is annotated as centrosomin-like. Gene Ontology annotation, molecular function: microtubule binding; gamma-tubulin binding; protein kinase binding. Gene Ontology annotation, biological process: regulation of mitotic cell cycle spindle assembly checkpoint; positive regulation of microtubule polymerization; centriole replication. The transcript has 10 exons. The record is from RefSeq and is a predicted model, not a curated record. The coding region runs from base 266 to 5062 and encodes 1598 amino acids. NCBI's taxonomy places the organism in Eukaryota, Metazoa, Arthropoda, Insecta, Coleoptera, Coccinellidae. Gene Ontology annotation, cellular component: microtubule plus-end; mitotic spindle pole; perinuclear region of cytoplasm.